CUACGGAGAUACAGAUUCAGUUAUGGUGCAAUUUGGUGUUCCCUCUGUAGAAGUGGCAAUGAACUUGGGCAGAGAAGCUGCUGACUAUAUUAGCGGAACUUUCAUCAAACCCAUCAAAUUAGAGUUUGAGAAGGUUUAUUAUCCAUAUCUUCUGAUUAGCAAGAAGAGGUAUGCCGGUUUGCUUUGGACAAACCCGGACAAGUCUGACAAAAUGGACACAAAAGGUAUUGAAACUGUUCGAAGAGACAAUUGCUUAUUGGUAAAAAACCUGGUAAACGAGUGCCUACAUAAAAUACUAAUCGACAGAGACAUUCCUGGAGCAGUCCAGUAUGUCAAGAAUACCAUUUCAGAUCUUCUAAUGAACCGUAUGGAUCUAUCACUCUUGGUCAUCACUAAGGGCCUGACAAAGACUGGAGAUGAUUAUGAAGUAAAGGCAGCUCAUGUUGAACUUGCUGAACGCAUGCGGAAGAGAGAUGCUGCCACUGCUCCAAAUGUUGGGGAUCGUGUACCAUAUGUUAUUGUUAAAGCAGCUAAAGGUGCCAAGGCUUAUGAGAGGUCAGAGGAUCCCAUCUAUGUCCUGGAGAAUAACAUACCAAUAGACCCUCAAUACUAUCUCGAAAAUCAAAUUAGCAAGCCACUUUUAAGAAUCUUUGAACCGAUUUUAAAAAAUGCGAGCAAGGAGCUUCUUCAUGGAAGUCACACUAGAUCGAUCUCCAUCUCUACACCCUCAAACAGUGGCAUAAUGAAAUUUGCUAAGAAACAACUUAGUUGCAUAGGCUGCAAAGCUUUACUCAGUAAUAAAGACCGAAUUCUCUGCUCGCAUUGUAAGGGAAGAGAGGCUGAACUUUACUGCAAAUCUGUGGCUAAUGUAUCUGAGCUAGAGAUGCUUUUUGGGAGGCUCUGGACACAGUGCCAAGAAUGCCAAGGCUCUCUUCAUCAGGAUGUGCUCUGCACAAGCCGGGAUUGUCCAAUAUUUUAUCGACGAAAGAAAGCACAGAAAGACAUGGCUGAAGCCAAGCAACAAUUAGAUCGGUGGAACUUUUGAGAAUUUUCCAAGGUUUUCAUGGUUCAGAAUAUGACUGAUUGGCAGGAGUCUUGUCAUGAUAGAUUUUGUGUUAUUGACCUCUAAAUGUCAGUGGCAUUAUGUAAGUUAUCCUUGUAUUCAUAGCACUAAAGUUUUUAUUUUAAAUGUAAUCACAUUCUGAUUUGCCGAGGUCGAUAUAAGAGGUGAGCAAUUAAUUGGAAAGAUCAGCAGAAUAUACGUAUUUCCUAUGGGAGGAAAC
Molecule: messenger RNA, 1283 nt
Organism: Morus notabilis
Lineage: Eukaryota; Viridiplantae; Streptophyta; Magnoliopsida; Rosales; Moraceae
Product: DNA polymerase delta catalytic subunit-like
Exons: 11
Coding region: 23-1045 (340 amino acids)
Biological process (GO): nucleotide-excision repair, DNA gap filling; DNA replication proofreading; base-excision repair, gap-filling
Cellular component (GO): delta DNA polymerase complex
Molecular function (GO): 3'-5'-DNA exonuclease activity; DNA binding; nucleotide binding
Source: RefSeq, a predicted model, not a curated record